Neomonachus schauinslandi (Hawaiian monk seal) is the source of this 2417-nucleotide messenger RNA. It is a transcript of the gene ADGRG7, whose product is annotated as adhesion G protein-coupled receptor G7. NCBI's taxonomy places the organism in Eukaryota, Metazoa, Chordata, Mammalia, Carnivora, Phocidae. The record is from RefSeq and is a predicted model, not a curated record. The coding region runs from base 24 to 2417 and encodes 797 amino acids. Gene Ontology annotation, molecular function: G protein-coupled receptor activity. The transcript is spliced from 16 exons. Gene Ontology annotation, cellular component: membrane. Gene Ontology annotation, biological process: G protein-coupled receptor signaling pathway; cell surface receptor signaling pathway.
UGGAUUUGUGGCUUGGCUUCUCCAUGGCUUCCUGCCGUGCAUGUGACCCCAGGGUGCUGACAGCCGUUGUGUGUGGACUGCUGACGACCAUCGUUUUGGGACUGGGCAUCUGGACGACUGUGCUUAAGAUCCAGAGAGAACUAUCAACCUCCUCACCAAGCAUCCCUCUAGAGUUCUGCAGGAAUGGUGGAACCUGGGAAUAUGGCGGAUGCAUUUGUCCAGACUUAUGGAAAGGAUGGAGAUGUACAAUCACUAAUUUCUGUGAAAAGAGUACCUAUGAGAGUUUAACUUUUGAUAGAAUUCCAGUGGGAAAAUAUGGAUCUUCCCAGCAAAGAUGUGAUAAGGACACUUUGAAUGCGGGCAAUCCAAUAGCAACCCGGCUAUGCAAUAUUACCAUAUAUGGAGAGAUAGAAUUACAAAAUGUGACAAUAGGAAAUUGCAAUGAAACUCUGGAAACGCUGGAAAAGCAGAUAGUCAAUAUCUCAACACAGUCUCUGAAUAUUUCGGCUGAAGCUCAGAUUUUAACAUCUGAUGUCAAUAGAAUAACUCCAGAGGGCGUCAUUUCUGCCACUAGAGUGGUGGGGCAAAUCUUCAACUCAACCAGAAAUGCUGUACCUGAGGCAAAAGUAAUUGCUGUAACAACAGUGAGUCAACUUCUAGAUGCCGGGGAAGACGUUUUUCAGAAAGCUGCUGCUACUGCUUCUGAUAAUGAUGACACCUUGGCGACACUUAUUAAGCAAAUGGAGAUUUAUUCUACAUCUUUGGGUAACACGUCAGUGGUGAGACCUAAUGUGGCAGUACAGUCUGUGGCUUUCUCUUCAGAAAGCACUAUGGAGUCUCUAAACGUUCGCUUCUCUGUGAGGAAAGGAACUAGUGAUUCUCUCAUUUCUGGUUCCACAGUUGUGGAGAGAGAUGUGGACAAACUUAAUCCAGAUGGGGAGACUGAACUUCAAAUCUUGCUCAGUACCUCAAAAAGUAACACAACGGCAUGCGGCUUUGUAGUGUAUCAAAACAACAAGCUUUUCCAAUCAAAAAGUUUUAAAGCUAAAUCAGAUUUUAGUCAAAAAGUUAUCUCAAGCAGUACUGAUAAAAAUAACCAUCAGGGAGCUUCUGUUGAUAUUGUCUUUAAGCCAAGGUAUGACCAAAAAGAAUUCCAGCUCCAUUCCUAUGCCUGUGUCUAUUGGAAUCUGUUAACAAAGGAUUGGGACACACAUGGGUGUGACAAAAAUGGGAGCACGAAUGACUUCUUGUACUGCCGCUGCAACCAUACUACCAAUUUUGCUGUAUUAAUGAGUUUUGAAAAGAAGUAUAAAUAUCCUGAAUCACUAAACAUAUUAUCCAGCGUUGGAUGUGCGCUCUCCAUUACCGGUCUGGCUCUCACAAUUGUAUUUCAGAUUGUCACCAGGAACGUCAGAAAAACUUCAGUAACCUGGGUGUUGGUCUGUCUGUGCACAUCAAUGUUGAUUUUUAACCUCCUCUUUGUGUUUGGAAUUGAAAACUCCAAUAAGAACUUAAAGAAAAGUGAGAGCAGCACCGGGAAGCCUGACUCUGGUAGAAAUGAAAUGCUCAUGCAAGACACUGUUGACAUCGGGAAUCCCACAUGCACUGUGGUUGCUGCCCUGUUGCACUAUUUCCUGUUAGUGACAUUUACCUGGACUGGACUCAGUGCUGCCCAGCUCUAUUUCCUUCUCAUUAGGACCAUGAGGCCUCUUCCUCAACAUUUCAUUCUGUUCGUCUCUUUAAUUGGAUGGGGAGUCCCGGCUGUAGUGGUGGUCGUGACAGUGGGAAUUAUUUUUUCUCAGAGUGGUUCACAAUGGGAGUUAAACUACCGACAAGAAGAAAUCUGCUGGCUGGCAGUUUCAGGAAACGGUGGUCUUAUAUCAAGCCCGUUGUUGUGGUCAUUCAUGAUACCUAUCACCAUUAUCCUCAUCAACAAUAUUGUUAUAUUUAUUAUCAUUAUAGUCAAAGUGAUAUGGAAGACUAACCAGAAUCUGACAAGCACAAAAAAGGUUUCAUUCCUAAAGAAGAUUCUUAGUACAUUAUCUAUCACAGUUGUUUUUGGAGUAACCUGGAUUCUGGCAUACUUUAUGCUAAUUGGUAAUGAUGACGUCAGGAUUAUCUUCAACUACAUGUUCUGCCUUUUCAACACUACUCAGGGAUUACAAAUUUUUAUCCUCUACACUGUCAAAACAAAAGUCUUCCAGAGUGAAGCUUCCAAAGUGUUGAAGUCGCUGUCGCAGUCAACUGGGAGAGUGAGGUUGCUGCCCUCAGUGGCCCCCCUGAAGCUGCGUGUAAGGAUGUAUAACAUGCUCAGGUCGUUUCCAGCCCUAAGUGAACGCUUUAGGCUGCUGGAACCAUCUGUAAUUGUAGAAGAGACGACGUUCUCUGAAAGUGACCAAGCAGACUCAAGCAUGUAG